Saitoella complicata NRRL Y-17804 is the source of this 1302-nucleotide messenger RNA. RefSeq lists its product as uncharacterized. The transcript is spliced from 2 exons. The coding region runs from base 274 to 1218 and encodes 314 amino acids. NCBI's taxonomy places the organism in Eukaryota, Fungi, Ascomycota, Saitoellomycetes, Saitoellales, Saitoellaceae. The record is from RefSeq and is a predicted model, not a curated record.
AAGGGCAAGGGCAUCGUCGUUUGGCAUUGCAAGAAUAACGGAUCACGCGGCGAAGUGCUCGAGGACAGCCGUCACUGCAACUCGCUGCAAGAUCCCCCGGAGUCGGUGGCGAAUGAGAGCUUAAACGUUAAGGUUAUUUGGAUCUCUUUGCUGGCAAUCCUUUCGUUGCUCAUCGCAGCUAUCUACAUCACCAGCGUCGAGGGAUCAAUCCACUUCAGCUCAAGCAAUUACUUCACCCACUUCACUGUCCUCAAGUCUGUGUUUCCACAUUGCAUGUCCCUCGGCUACCUCACCUCCAAAAUGUCCAAACUCUCUACGGUCGACUUCUUCGCAAAUUACAACGGCCACCUCCUCUCCCACCUCUCCACCCUCCACACCCACCUCCGCUCCCAGAAUCCCACGAGACCAAUCGUUUUCUUCGCGGGUGAUUCAUCCCUCGACAAUAAGCACUGGCUGUUUACAAAGGGAAAGUCAGAUCCGGCGGCUUAUCAAGAUGAGAGGUGUGCGGGGCGAGCACCGGAGGCGUAUGAGGGCGUGUUGGAGCCGGCACGGUGUAUCAAAGACGUUGCAUGGCAUUUGAAUAACGAAAUCAACCCUGAUGCUGUGGUACUGAAUGCCGCAAUUGAAGCCACGACACUGUCAGCGCGCUCCAAAUUUUUGCUGGCACAAGACGAGUUCAUCCGAGAUAACAUCACACCGAACGACUAUCUCGUCGUCUCCGUCGGCGCAAACGAUAUCGUACUCGCUCCGUCAAUGAGUACGAUCACGCAUAUGGCGACGAUGCUGCUCUCGCCUACAGCUCUGAUCAACACUGGUCAUGCUCCUGGUAUGGGUUACUUCGUCCAUAUGUUCCGAGACGAAGUUGCCGCGUACGUGAACAAGCUCGUGAGCAAAACCAAACCCAAAGCAGUGGUAGUCUGCAUGAUCUACAACCCCGGCCCACCAAUAUCAUCGGGCGGCUGGGCAGAUCAUUCCCUCCAAAAACUCGGAUACGACAGCACUCCCGCAAAGCUCCAAGCUGCGAUCGGGAAAGUUUAUGAGUUAGGUACGAAGGAGAUCAAGAUUGAGGGCGUGAAGGUCGUUCCGUGUUUACUUGCGGAUGCGUUGGAUGGGACGGACGAGAGGGACUAUGUGCAGAGGGUUGAGCCGAGCGUGGAAGGUGGGAAGAAGAUGGCGGAGUUAUUGGGGAGGGUUGUGAAGGAGGAGAUGACGAGAUAGCGAGGGCACAGUAGAAGGGAGCCUGAGGCGUAUUUCAAGUAUGAGUUCAAUGGAGAACAUACAACGAACGUCGUCAAUCGUGAG